UGCACCACACUCUCGAUCCCGGACGCCGGCCGUUUUUACCGCGGUCACCGCUUUCAAUGAAAUGCGCGAGUGACAGUUUCUGUUAAUUGCCCGUAUUAUACUCCGUGCGAAAACCCCAGAGUCGGUGACAGCUUCGGCAAGGCAUCUCUGCAGUGAACGUUCUGCGGCUGAGUUCUGUCUCGUGCCGCCGGCCUGCUCGGUGGGAGUCGAAAAAUCAAUCGAACAGUGGAAGACGGCUAGGCCUAUAUGUGCGACGUCUCGUUGCUAGUUGUUCCGUGAAUCUGAUGGCCAGAAAGUGUGCGCGAGGUCGGCCGGUGCCUUGUGGCAGUGCGGUAGUGGUGUGGUAGGGGUGUAGCCGCGCGGGUGCAAGAUGGGUGAAACAUGGCACACAUGAAGAGGAACGCUGCUCGGCCGUGAGUGGGUUGUCGUGCUUGUAGCGGUGUCUACGGGUUCACUUUGUUUUGUUUUUUUAAUGUGGUUGAACGUGCAAGGUGUGACGAGAUACAAAGGUGUGACGCGAUGAGCGCAACAGUAGUUUCGCGCUUCGAGUGCGAGCUUCCGUUUGACAGCCAUGCCGAAAAGGUUCUUCAAACUGGGCCGUUUGAGACGAAGAUCGCUCGCUAGGAAACAGGGAUCCGCAGAUUCCAAUUACAGCCAGCCAUCUUCAGACUUGUCACUGGAUGAAGAACGCGAGGCACUGCGGCGUGAAACUGAAAGACAAGCAUUGGCGCAAUUGGAAAAAGCAAGAACGAAGCCGGUGGCCUUUGCGGUUCGCACUAACGUGGAGUACAAUGCUAAGAUAGACGACGACUCUCCCGUCCACGGCUGUGCCGUCUCGUUUCACGUCAAAGAUUUCUUACACAUAAAGGAGAAAUACAACAACGACUGGUGGAUCGGACGCCUAGUGAAGACUGGUUGCGACGUGGGCUUCAUUCCUAGUCCUGUAAAACUAGAGAAUUUGCGCCUGCAACAAACGCAGACACGGAGUACUAAACUUCACUCAAGCAAGACAAGCUCAUCUAGUAAUAUAGGAGGUUUAUCGAAUGAAGUUCUGUCCAAUUCAAAGUCUUCAAAUUCAAGAGGGUCCACGCCUCCGACUCCUGAUCAAAAUGGCCUGGAGAGCAACAUAGGUGAAGACAGUGACAGUCCAAGCAAUUCGAAAUUGGGCAAGGGGGGGAGCAUCACUACGCCACCUGCCAAGGAGAAGCGGAAGCCUUUCUUCAAAAAGUCCGAGAACAUUCCUCCGUACGACGUAGUGCCUUCCAUGCGCCCCGUAGUCCUAGUGGGCCCUUCACUCAAGGGCUACGAGGUGACGGACAUGAUGCAGAAAGCUCUCUUCGAUUUCCUCAAGCACCGCUUUGAAGGAAGGAUCAUCAUUACACGAGUGACGGCAGACAUAUCAUUGGCUAAAAGAUCGUUACUUAACAACCCUGGCAAACGGGCCAUCAUGGAGCGCACCAACAGCAGGUCUGCCUGCCUAGCUGAAGUGCAGGCUGAAAUUGAGCGCAUCUUUGAACUGGCCCGGACGCUGCAGUUAGUUGUCCUAGACUGUGAUACCAUCAACCACCCCUCCCAGUUGGCCAAGACAUCUCUAGCUCCCAUCAUAGUCUACGUUAAGAUUUCUUCGCCCAAGGUACUUCAGCGUCUAAUAAAGUCUCGCGGAAAAUCUCAGAGUCGGAAUCUCAAUGUACAGAUGGUAGCAGCAGAAAAAUUGGCAGUGUGUGCUCCCGAGCUGUUUGAUGUAAUCUUGGACGAGAACCAGCUGGAAGAAGCCUGUGGGCACCUGGCCGAAUUCUUAGACGAGUACUGGGCCGCAACGCAUCCACCAACGGUAGCCAGGGAGUCUGGAAGUCCCAUGGCCCUCGGUGGACGCCCUAUCAGCCCGGCGGCGACCGCCGCCGAGGGCGCCGGCGGUGUGGCGCCUGGAAGCACUGGGCUGGUACGGCAUGCGGUGGCGUCGCCCGUGCCUCCCCCAAUGCGAAGCAGAAGCGAACGUCGUGGCCGUCAGCCCGGAGAGAUGUCGUCACCGGAGAUGGACCUUCCUAUGGAAUACCACAGCCACGAAUACAGAGGACGCGAUUCAUACCCAGAGCAGCGACUACCGGCUGAUUACUACGGACCCGCGUCCUCGACGCCCUACCGGCGUGACUAUGCACAGUGGGACGACGCCCCAGACCCAUAUCUGGAUGACGACUACGACCCAGUGCAUCAUCACCAUCACCCCCACCACCAUCACGUGAACCCCGUAAACUAUGGUGCGGAACGGGAUGACCGGGAUCGUGAUCGGGGGGACUAUGCUCCUUCCUUGCACAGGGGACAAAAGUACCCAGUGAACGCGCUCUAGCGACGGCUCAACAACGGGUCGCUCAUUUCUUCUACCCUCCUUUUUUUUUUUUUCUUGGGCCGUUCCGUGCUGUGGUGGCACGAGACGUGCGGUGAGCUUGCUGGCAUUGCGGGGGUCUGUGAUCGGACCGGAAGGGUUGUCACGCUUACGUAUACCCUGCUGCCUAUUUGCUAUAGCUUAGCGACAGCCUCGGUUUUCUUUUCUGGAACAUGAAGGUCUGGUGUGAUCUACGCCAUGAGGAGAUUUGGAAUGUGGUUUACUCAGAGGUGUAGCGGGAGCCGAACCACACAAGGACGGCCAUAACCCCUGGGUGACAGACGUCGAGACCGGUCACUUUGCGUAGUGCACAGCAGGUAUUACUAAAGGGCCACCAGUGUCCAAUCGAGAUGGUGUUCGUAAUGUAAGGUGUGUACUUAGUGCGAGUAAAAGAAUGAAAAUUUAAGCGAAGUAUGGACACGCGAAAGGGGAGGUCGAUUUUAGUAAAGGCAGCACUUUUUCGACUAAAGCAACUGUAUAUUUUCGUACCGGCUCUGUUUCCCUUGUCACAGGCGCAUCGUAAUUAAUUCAGGAUCCCCAAGAGCAUUAUUUUGCGUUGUAGAAACCUGUGUCCUGGAUAGAUGGGCUUCACAUCUUAUAUCGUCCCUGGUGUGCGAAUGAGUGCGCUUGACUCGCUUUUGUUGCCAUGGAAACUGCGCCGCCAACUGGCACACGCGCUGUCACUGUUUGCCCUUAAUGUUCUGCAGCGCUUCCGAGUGGGAAUAACCCCAGAAAUGACAGUUGGAAGUGUUGGAACGCCACAGUGCAUGGGUUCCUUUGCAGUAUGGGUUCCUGUCCAAUGUUACAAUGGCCCUUGAACUCAUGCUGGUUAACGAUUCUCACCCUGGUCAAAUGAUAAGCUGCCUUUGCAUUGGGGACUUAUGUCUCGCAUUAUAAAGCGCCGCUGAAUAUGAGAAUCCAGUAUCAAACAAACUGUGAUUGACUGGUCUGGCUAUUUGAGAAAGCUCCCCUGGAUCUCGAAUUGGCUAUCCCGGAAACGACUGAAAUAAGUUCUUGCCCUAUAAUAUAGACCUCUGUAUGAAGGGAACUGAAGCAAUCAUAAUGUAGUUUUGGCCGUACAGACUUGUGGAUAAAUUGAACUUAACUCCCAGUGGUUUGACUACGCACUGUCUGCAGACUGUCCUUGUGUGGUAAGGUUCCUGUCUGUUCUGGAGCGAAUAAGUCAGGGACUAUAAGCAGGAAGGCUGUCAGAAGAACUGCUGUUGGAAACUUGUGCAGCGAAUCCUUUCUGCAGUGCAGCGAAUCCUCCUAUUGCAGUUUUUGAGCGUGCCUGACCUUUUUCAUUUUUUUUCUUAGGAAAUGACAUGUGUUGUUGCUUCGAUACUUAAUAACAAAAAUCCUAUUUGCCCGUGUUUCUUUGAUGAGGCUAACUGGAAUGCACACGGAGUUUUCCUACGGAAGGCACGCCAUUAAAACAGUUAGGAGAGAACGCUGUAAGGUAUUGGGUACUACUCUGCUGUCGAUACGAUAGGUUUCUGCUUUUAUUGGCACGUACUCUGCUCUCAUGUCGAGAAGGAAACCAGCUGAAUACGGAACGCCGAAGCCCCGUUGCAAUUUGUGGGGUUAUUAAUUUUACUUUGUGUGUCUGUGUGACCCUCAAAUUUUGUUUUUCUGUGAGGGCAACUCCAGAAAUUUUAGUCUUUAGCAGUUUGAAGAGAGACAGUCCAAAAAGCUUCCUCCCCUUAUGCCAGAAAAUGUGGGCCGUUUGAAUUUGGAAGGGCGCUCUCUGUUGUUCCUGACGUUGACUAUGUUCGUUCGAUGUUUCCUGGUUUGAAAUUACCUAAGCAACUAUGCCGAGUUUGUUACAAUACGAAUUAUAUGUGGACGUUUGUCGCAGUUUAUUGACACAGUGAGAAAAAAGAAAGUUCAACCAUCUUCAACGGAAUGUUUUAUUUUCUAGUCUUUUACGCGCCUUCUGUUUUCUGUUCGAGUGUUAUUUGCAACGACAAGAGACGUGAAGUUAUGAAAAGUUUCUCAUGCACUUGGAAUAUUCGGGAGUCACUAGAUAGCCAAGAGAGUACCCAGCUUCUCCGACAAGUAGAUCAACGACAUUUUGUUUCCGGUAUUGUCAUACGAUUUCCCAUUGAGUCUGUCUGCACGUGGAAGAGGAAUAGGUUCCCGCAAAUACAAGCGCGGUUAUUUUAUUUAACGCUUUAUUGCAAGACUGGCAGUACCCAGAAAUACGAGGCCAAACAACCUGUCCCCCGCCAGAUGGCGUAAGGUAAUAGGACACAAGAUGGCGUGGAUCUCAUCGCUGUGGUUGUCUGAGCGCUCUCUGCUCUAUGGGGUGACACUCCGUAUAAGCAGUAUCCCAGGUUGGAAGCGUUUCUGUUUCAUCUGAUAACUGUUGUUCUGCUUUUGGAAAGCUUUACUUUCUCGACGUCGCAGCCCUUAAGCUUCAACGUAUUUCCAAGCAGAGCCAAGCAAGCGUCACCAUUGUUGCCAAAUUCCCCCAGCAGUCUCAGAAAACCGUAGUUCUAUCACGACGCACACAGGAUCCGUGCGAGAUGCAUGGAAUGGAUGGUCUUCUAAUUUUCAUACACACCCUUAUUAUGCUCGCCUACCAUACUGUAUCAUGCAGUCAGGUAUAGUUUGAUAGAUUUUUGGCCGCUUCUAGACAAGGAACACCGCCGCUCGCGUACCAGGAUGGGGUCUUGGGAUUUGGAGGUCUUAAGCAUUGCUCAGCUAGUUCAGUUAACGAACGAAUGGUUGCCAGUACGACUUCCGGUCAUACAAGCUGAAAUUUAUUUUACGCGUAACAAGACCAAAGUAAGUCGUCAGAGGAUUCCGCAUUACUAGCUUUUGCAUGCAACAUUUACACAGAAAUACACCCUAAGGUCAAUCGAGGUGUCUACCAUCUUUCAACCUCAAUGCUUACAUGCUUUAAGUUAUAAAUUGGAUGGGAUUUCUUUUUCCUUCUGUCUCUCCGCCACUUCAUUUUAACACUGACAGAAACUGGACGGGUUAGUCGUCAAGGUUAUUUAGUUCGCCAACCACUUUAUCUGCUCGUUAUCAGCAGUACUUCAGUAUUCCCGUGCGCAAUCGCAGCACUCUUUCUUUCCAAACAUCAUGCGUGUACACAUGAACGACAUUGCCGAGAAUACUCCAGCGGAAGAUGCGUAAAACGUCAUAGCUUUCUGCUGUCACGUGACCGCGGAUGCAGCCACAAGAUAUUCCGUAGCAGACGACGGGAUCCAUGGUGUCGUCUGCCAUGUGCGUAGUACGCCACUACCGAUACACAAGGGGCGCGCGGAUGCUCGAUGAUAAGACGCGGGAUGUUGUCCGCCGUCCGUGAGCAGUCUUCUGCUUUUUCUUCCACGAGAAUAUUCCUCGUGGAUGUCGCUCGUGUGAAUACGCGACUCCUCACUGACAUUACGGCGCGAUAUCUUCCUUUCUACUUAAUAAAAAACAUGUCAGGAAAAAUACAUACAGCGCUGUCGUUCUCCAGACAUAAUGUUGCUGUGACGUACACAAAGCUUCGAUAAAAUAGCUCAGCUCUUCAGCUUGUUUGACAGGAAGCGCUGGAUUCCUCAAACACAUUCUGCAACCUCCAUAAGAAAACAGGAACACAACAAUUCAAAAGAAAUCGCAUCAUUCUCGUUUUCUCUCAGCUCAAGAGACGCUGGAUCAUUUUACGUUUGUUCAGCUUUCUAGGACGAAGCAGCACAUAGUCAUGGCCAUUUAACCUUAUACUUCGACCUUCCGCAUCCCAGAGACAGCUUUUUCAAGAACAAAUUGUAACAUAACGCUAGUUUGGGUCGCAAACUAAAGGCGUAGUCUCUAUCUUGUCUCUCUCAAGGCACAAACCUUCCAGUCACCUGACGACUCGUCUAAAUCGCACUUCGUCACAUCUUCUGAGUUAGCCUUUCAAUAGCGGGUUCUCCGAUCAUUCGUGGCUGUCGAAUGCCGGUACCUUAUAGCUUCACUUGGCGUAUUUCUCUAUAAAAAAAUAAAAGUGAGAAGACUGCAGUAUAGCUUUCUACUGGUGUGAUACGCAUUUUAAAUUUUUUGUGCUGCUAACGCUUGACGUGGUGUCAUGUUCUUGUGAGUGCGUUGAUGCGAGCAAGUUGGCUUUGGGUCAUAACGUGUGGCGUUAGCUGCAGACGAGACAAGGGACAAACAGAACUGUUCGUGAACUGUGUUUGUCGCUCUCUCGUUUACAGCUAAUGCCACGAAUUAUUAUGUCACGUUUGUUGUUGGAACUCAUUGCGAGAAAUUCAUCGGUAUUUCUUUUCUUCUUUUUUUAGUAUUGAUCUCGGUUGGCACUUUCUUAAUAAGGGAAUAGCUAGGUUUUACCGUUCUUUUACGUCGCGUCAGACUGCAAGUCAGGAUCAUUCAGAGCGCUGACAAGUUGGUCACUUGCCGUCGCUUGGACUGAACGCACGGCAUUGUAACGGGGCAGGCACUACUAACGUUGACGUUUCGCGUCCAGGUGCCAGAAAAAAAUUAAAUGUAACAACUGGUUAGGUACGCGUCACUUACUUAACAUAACGGGUCGUGCACGAAGGAGAUGAAGACGGGAAAAAAAACAAGGGAAAGCUUCGUCGACAUUCUUUCUUUUUCUCUCCUUUUAUUUUUCUUCCUCAGCGAUGUUUAUUCCGUAGUGCUGUCAUACCAUAUUGCUAUGACUUUAGAAACGGACGCUUUUUGGUGUGACUCAGUUUCCAAGCACAUUACACCACUUGGGCUACAGCAGCAUCGUAGCUGUGUACAUAUAUUAAAUUAUUGCUCUGUGUAAAUAAAACAUGGAGAUAAUGCCCACAUACACACAAACACUUGUUACAUUGAAGCUGCCUUAUAACACUAAUUGAGAAAAAACAAAAUGCUCAUGCUACACGGUACAUUAGAAAGCAGUUUUGAUAACUCCAAGCUCUCGUCAUUUCUUUUCCCGAUACAUCUUCUCUACCCUCGGAUAGGAUGCCUAUGAAGUAGUUUUGUCUUCAAGCACCGCCAGUAGAUCGCCUUAGUUUCCAUUUUCAUGUAAAGUAAUAUACAUUGAGCAACCCGUGCGUAGCUUUUUUCCAAGUUCCAGCAGUACGUAGAGAGAGAGAGAGUGUGUGUACGGAAGGUUUCUUUCCGUAAAACAAACAAAAAAUAUUAGUCGCGCCUCCUCUCCGGAGGAUGUAAUAAAUUAUUUUUCCAAGAGUGGGUGAGCUUCAUCGCACAUUAUGUGUACCUAAUCGUACGUCGCAUUACAGUCUGUAUAUAAUGUACAUUAAACGUGUGCAUGUGUGGCCGGAAAAAAAGUGUGAUUCUGUGUACCCAACAACAGUUCCCGUGUCCUUCGUAUUUUCUAUGUUUUUCUCUCUCUUUUCUUUUUUUUUCCUGCACAGCAACGUUUAUCUGCAUUUCCGUCUGAGUAAUUUUUGUUCCUUGCCUGUCAGCUCAGUGAGAUAUAUAUGUAUAACACAGAAGAUUGUGAAUUUCAGGUUGUGACAUACUUAAGGCUGUUAAACAUUUCAGUUUCUGUUUAGGGGAAAUAGUACAAGAGCAAGCAUUUCGAGGACUAUUUCAACCUCAAUUUCGUCCUCGUAUUUUGUGGCUUCGAUUGAGACCCAAAUUAAGUUCCUGUGACAUGGAAUAGUCACACAAAAACAAAAAGAGAAAAGAAGAGGUAUACACUCUCAUUGUGCACGCGAUUUUCGAAAAGCUCGGACACUGUGCUGCAAAAGGCAAUGUGCGUGAAAAAUUACUCGGGAGAAAGAAAAAAAAGUAACAACGUAGCAUGGCGUUAAAGUUGAGCAUGCGUUUACUAUGCAUGUAAACAUUGCAGUUGAUAUUUUUAAAAAUUUCGUACAAGAUGGCUUCAAUUUAGACGGCUAUUCGUAAAUGGAAAACCAGUUUGCCCCCCUGAGUAGUUAUUAUUUCCUCAGCUGAGUGUACUAUUUCCUCUUAAUUAAUUUAUUUUUUCUUUCGCUGAGGUACAUCUCAGCACUUGCUGUUGCUUCCUAUGGGCAGUUUGGGCGUUACAUUUUGUUCGACAGAAGGAGCGUGGUUCUCCGUUUACGCGCUGUAUUUCAAGGCAUUUAAGAUCUGUUGGCAUCGGAUAUGUGCACCAUAAACCAUCCCCAUUUCAUGCUAGAAUACUCGUCUCUGUGUUUUUUUGUUCCUUAUGUACUGCGAGUUCCUUUUUGAACGGAGCUCGUUUGCUUUCUUCGUGAGUCCUAAACAGCACACGCAUGCAAUAUAUCCGUACCUGCAUUUUUCACGAUACAAGGUUAUACCUGCGCUUUCUAGCAUUACCCGUUUGAGUAGGUAGUAAAUAAUGAGACGGUCACAUUUAUAGCCCCUAGAUGCUAGGGGCCGCUAGGCACUUGACGAGGGAAUGUUCACGAGGGACUGCGAUACACGGACCCACCUUAGCCUAUUCGGAUUAGAAAAAAGCUGAAUCUAUGCAGCUAUGUAGCUGUCAUCUCGCAAAGCAGUAAAAUGAAGUAUUGGGUUCAAAUUGUUCAGUUCCUCUCUCCUCCACCUUUUUUGUGCAGUAAUAAAAAACUUGCUCCAGGUUUGUUAUCUUUUGUGUGCCAUUACUCACUAAGUUAUUUGUUGCAACAGGAACAAAAAAAAAACAAUGUCAGGGGACCGGAUGAUGAGUUAGAUGGAACUAGUAACGGUUAGAACCAUUUAAAGAAAUAUUUGAACAAGACUUUCUUGUACACUCUACAGUUCGGCAGGUUGACCAUUUCAAGAGAAGUGUUUGUUUCAAGUGCAGUGUUUCUUACCGUCACUAGUCCUUUCUAAGUUGUUUGUGUAUAUUUUGCGCACAUUGAUUUCUGCAACUAUUGGCAAUCCUGCUCCGUCUCAACAUAAAUGCUGGAUCUAAGCCUUCGCAUUCGAUUAUGUGUUGCACGAAUCAAAGCCACAACGGUGUUGCAUGUUCCGAUCGAAGCAGUUAUAUCAUUUGUCUCGGAUCCUUGUCAAUAAUAUGCCAUGGCCACACGAGGCCUCCACCGCUGAUAUCAUCAGAUAAAAGUUGAAUUCCAAGUGUUAGACGGCCAUUAUGGCAUUUUGGGGCUGUAAAUGUGAUCCGUAUGUGUCGCUUACAACAAAAUGACUGCGAAAUUGGAAUCUUGGCUCUCUUAUAGUUCGCAAAAUAGCCAAAGCAAUCCAAGCCAAUCAUGCAACUUAUAAUUCCAGGUUUCUCUUUGACAGCAGUUUGAAUUGACCAUCCUCAUGUUGUAGAACUGUCGCAUCUGAAACUAUAUGCAAAUGUACUAGUGGUUUUAGGUGUUUUUGUGCAGGGACCAUAUGAGAUGCUGUUUCUUUGUCCACAGGCGAAAUGCUUUUGAUCCUCUGAUUUGUACAUUGUCCGGUUAGGCGUGCACACAUAAUGUGUAAGGACACAGCUUGUAUAUGCAGAGUGCUGGGGAUGUUCGUGGUUGUGUUAAACCAUGUUUCUGCUUUCGUCUGGGUUCAUCAAAAGGUUGCUGCACGGAAGUGCACCAUGUCGACCGUUUUGCGAACAACAGAGUUCCCUAAGCUUCGGAGAUCCGUUACGGCGGUUUUGUAUGCGCAGCAACGAGGUACUGUUGGGGACACGGUUGUCUAAAAUCUCCCGAAUCCCCUAGCCCGAACAGUCCCCUAUCGGCGACGUCGCGCGCGGAGGAACUAUACCAUUACAGUCUCCGAGGUAAGGCCACGCAGCGCCACCUGUCGGGAGAGAGUACCAUCGCAUUCUCAGCGUCGUCUGCUAGGGAGAGCAGUUCAGCGCGGCCUCCCCUCGGAGAGGGUAUUGGUAUAGUUCCUUCGUUCGCAACAUCGCCGAUAGGGGAUCGCUCCGCCACGGGCUGGAGAUUUUAGACAACCACGUCCCCAACAGUACAAGCUUUUCGCAAAACUGUUGACACACAUACACACGUGUUUCCGCGUCGUAUCGCAAAGGCAGCGCCAUCGGCAUCGAAUUCAUUCUUGAUAUCAUUCGCCCUUCGACUGUUUCGACCUCACAAAACUCUCAUCCGUCAUCAUCAUCAUUCGGUGUAUUUCCAAGCGGCUUUGAGUUACGAAUCGCCUGCUUAAACGCGAGUGAUUUUGAGCAGUAACGCGUCUCUGUCGCCUCAUUCGGAACUAUUGUAAUGUUUAAACUUUGAUGCUGUGCCGAUGUUGUAGAAGAACCGGAUUUGUGCGCGCUUUAUGACAUAUUUGUUUUCGCUGCAGCGCUCCCGGAACUCUCAUGCUUAAGCUACCGUCUGUAAAGAUUUGCGCAGAACACUCGUCAGCUAUUUCUAGUUGCACUUAUAAUUUGCGGUAAUCGUUGCGCAAACCAUAAAAUGAACAAAAUGAACACGAAAUGAAGAUGAAAUGAACUGAUAUAAGGCACCUAUUGUAGGAUCGCGCCUAAAUCAGACGAUUGGCUGAUGUACUUCGUAGCAGACGUGCAGGCGCAGCGUCAUCGUUUCUAUGGCAACUUCUACAUCUCUGAGAAGCGCGGAUGCGUGCAAAAGGAAAAUAACUAAAUCAUACGAAAUAUGUUUUUCACAGCGUAUUCAGUUGUGCUACAGUCUGGUUCUGCUUUGAAGUAGACCUAAAAAUGUUGGAUGGUGCACCAAUGUGUGAAUAUAUGCAUGGGAAGAGAAUGAGCUCCCAACAGGGGCAUUUGUACAUUAUAGGUCUUUUGAACGGUUGUGAGGUGAAACUGUUAUUGAACGCUGUUGUAGACCAGUAGCAUUCUUCUAGGCUCUCGCUUCCAAAGCUUUGUACAUAUGUAAACUCCAGGCUCUUUAACAGAUGAACUAUUUCCCUAUAUAUACCACAGAACAUUUUCUACUUCUUCCCUUCAGUUUCAAGGCAACUUCUGGCACGUACACGCGCAUUGUGUGCUCUGCCGGGAGAUCUGUACUUUCAAUCUUGAACAAAGCGUUUUCAUAAGCUCGCGAGGGGUGUACAUACAUGUGCAUACAUGUAUCUCGCAUACAUGUAUACACAUGUUCAUGUAUAUCGUAUAUAUAUUUGAGCCAACCUCCACGUUUGUAAAUAAAGAUGAUACAGCUGACA
Molecule: messenger RNA, 11392 nt
Organism: Ornithodoros turicata
Lineage: Eukaryota; Metazoa; Arthropoda; Arachnida; Ixodida; Argasidae
Gene: Ca-beta
Product: voltage-dependent L-type calcium channel subunit beta-1-like
Exons: 10
Coding region: 572-2344 (590 amino acids)
Biological process (GO): calcium ion transmembrane transport
Cellular component (GO): voltage-gated calcium channel complex
Molecular function (GO): protein binding; voltage-gated calcium channel activity
Source: RefSeq, a predicted model, not a curated record